GCUGAACUUAUAUUUUAUACUUGCUGCGUGGAUGGCAGUUCAGUGUUCUAGGGUGAUUUGGGUUGUCAGAUCAGGUUGAUAUGUGCAAUGGUGCCAUGUGGAUGACCAUCUCAGCUAGAGGUAACAGUUGGUAUGAGCCUCAGCCAUCGUCAUGCCAACAUUUUUACUUUGGUCAGAUGAGCAUCCUGACCAACCGACCUCAGUGGUCAAAGCUUAGCCACACAACUUAUUUUAAACGCCUCAGGCAGAGGAAGCGUCAAUUUGAAAAUUUCAUUGUCACAGCAAUAGUCAAAUUGCGACAGCUUCUUUGCUUCCUGGUACAAAUGACAAUAAACUGGGGAAGACCAGUUGGGAAAGUUCAGGGGGUCCUUUUUCAUUUCCUCACCAACAGCGUUCUAUAAUUCCAAAAUCAUAUGUAUCUGUUGAUUCAGACUUGGAGUAAACCUUUGGGAGUCUUUAUCUGGAAGAAUAAUGUUUAUCUUGAAAGUCACUGUGGAUGCUAGCAGAUUUAUCUUGUUUUAAGGCGACAUUGUUGAAUAUUUUAUGAAACUUUGAAACUUUAGAGCUUGAUAACUUAAAUUCCUUUAUUGAGAAGAUCCUCCAUGUCAAAUCACCAAGAGAAUUAUAAAAUACGGAACAUACUUUAAUCUCCUCUUAA
Molecule: messenger RNA, 658 nt
Organism: Olea europaea var. sylvestris
Lineage: Eukaryota; Viridiplantae; Streptophyta; Magnoliopsida; Lamiales; Oleaceae
Exons: 2
Coding region: 81-401 (106 amino acids)
Source: RefSeq, a predicted model, not a curated record